CAAACGAUGACAAAAAUGUAACGAUGUCAACAAAAUGAAAACACAGUUUGAUUAGUUAAUUCAUGUUGAUAUCCUGCAAGUAAUAAUAAUAAAUGCAAUAGUGACGUUACAAUAUAUCUCAUAUUUCCUUUUCAACAGCCUUUUAAAUAUUAAAGGGGAAUAGAAAAAUGGGUUCUGAAUAAACACAAACUAAGCAAAACUUCAAAAGUAUAUGGCUUUGUUGUGUAUGAGGGAGUGGCAUUAUGGUGCGUCACAGGUUUAUCACAGUAUAAACUUUGGACCCAUGGAAUAGGUUGACAUUACACAUUCCAAAACACACCUAACGAUGAUUCACUCAGUCUUGUCUAUUUCCACUGGAAACAUAACCAAGAUAAUGCUCCUAUGCAUAAAAUAAACCUGCAUGACCCAUUAUGGCCUUAAAACUAACUUCUCAGAAUCAAAGGAAUGUGAAGCAUCUGUUCGAGUUGCGGAUCAUCCUUCUUGGAGGUCGAAAUUCUGGAAAGAACAUAGUGGGAAAUGCUAUCUUAAACCAAGAGGAGUUUGUCCUCCAUGAAAGAACCACAUGCCUGAGAAGAAAAGCUGAGGUACAAGGGAGAAGUGUGAUAGUGGUGGAUACACCAGGUUGGUGGUGUGACUUCUCAGCACAAGACACACCAGAGCUGGUCAGGAGGGAAAUCAGACACAGCGUCUCCAUGUGCCACCCAGGGCCUCACAUCUUUCUCCUUGUGGUGAAAACAGACUCUGUGUUCAUAGAAAAGAGGAGGAGAGCCGUAGAAGAGCAUCUUGAGCUCCUCAUUGGGGCAGUUUGGAGUCACACUAUUGUGCUGUUCACAAAGGGCAAAAAUGCAGGAAAUAAAUCAUUUGAGGAUCAUGUUCAGGCAUCAGGUAAACCCCUCCAGUGGCUCCUGGAAAAGUGUAGUGGCAGGUUUCAUGUUUUUGAUACCCCGGAAACAUGUAGUGCCACCCAAGUAAUGGAACUGAUGGGGAAAAUUGACAAAAUGUUGGCAGAAAAUGAAAGAUGCCAUUUUGAAAUGGAUGUAAAGACUUUACAGGAGAUAGAGGACAGGAAGAGGGAAGUGGAGCUUAAGGCUCAUCAGAGACUGAUGAAUAUACAGAAACAGAGAUCUCUGAAGGUGCACUCAUCUCAUCAACAAAAUAUAAGACUCAUCUUGCUUGGAGCAAAGGGCUCAGGGAAGAGCUCAACAGGAAACAGCAUUCUAGCCGCAGGAAGUGACCUAAGCUUUACACCAAACAAGCGGACCACACAAUGCAUGAAAGAAACAUUCACAGUGGCAGGAAGACAGGUAACAGUUGUAGACACACCUGGCUGGUGGAUGAACUACUUUACCCAGGAUUCUUCAGCUUUUGACAAAGAGGAAAUAGUCAAGAGUGUGUACUUGUUUCCACCUGGUCCUCACGCUUUCCUUUUGGUGGUACGGGUGGACAGGACAUUCACAGAGAUCUACAGGAGAGCCAUUGAGGAGCACAUAGAGCUCAUUAGUAAGGAAGUUUGGGAUCACUCUAUAGUGCUGUUCAGCUUUGGGGACUGGCUUGGGGACACAACCAUAGAGCAGUACAUUGAAAGCGAAGGUAAGGCCCUCCAGAGGCUCGUGGAGAGAUGUGGAAACCGCUACCAUGUGCUAAACAACAAGCGCCUUGGGAAUAAGUUCCAGAUCACAGAGCUACUAGAGAAGAUAGAAGAGAUGACAGCAGGAAGCCACUUUAAAACAGAUGAGAGUCUUUUUAAAGAGAUGAAGAGAAAACAGCAAAUAGAGGAAGACAGUGCAAAGAUCCGCCGUGAAAAUGUGCUGAGACGAAAACAAAGCUUGAGAGCUUUUAAGAAUAAAGUACAGUUGCCAUCAGUUGUAAGAGUAUUUCUCCUGGGUGGUAGACACUCUGGUAAGACAUCUUCUGCAAAUUGCAUUUUGGGUAAUGAUGGACAAGAGGCUGACAACCAAAACCUCAUGAGAGGUACUGUUAUACUCAAUGAGACAAGAGUUGAGGUUAUGGACACACCAGGCUGGACAACUGAGUGUCCAUAUAUUGCAGAGUUCAGAAGGCAACUUCUCCAUGACUGGGUUUCAGGUUCAGCCAGUGGCAUAGGCAUCCUCCUGCUGGUUGUCAAUGCCAGUUCGUCAUUUACACUAAGGAACCUGAAAGCAGCUGAGGACCAUCUGCGUGCUCUGGGAGGGAAAGCGUGGAGCAGCACUGUUGUGUUGUUCACACAUGGAGACUGGCUCGGUGAUGUCAGUGUGGAACAGUAUAUCGAAAGUGAAGGAGAUGCACUUCAGACGCUGGUGGAGAAAUGUGGAAAUAGAUAUCAGGUUUUCAACAAUAAGAUCAAAGACAAUGGCACUCAGGUCACAGAACUGAUGCAGAAGAUAGAGGAGAUGGUGCUGGAACAAAUAUUAAAUAACACAAAAAAUCGAGGGAAUAUUCAACGACCUUUGGUAAAUGACGAAUUCAAGUUUGGUGGGAAGGUACAGAUUGGGGAAAUGCAAAAGACACCUCUUAGAAGCACUACAAACAUCCAUCAUGUAACAGGUGAUACUGACAUUCGAGGACAGCAUCAAAUUAUUGAAAUCUCUGAACAUUUGCUCCCAUCUACAUCCAGUGAUCCAAAAAUUACCACCACAGACUCCAGUCUUUCACCAACUGAAAACCAAGCAGUGGCCUGCAGGAGUAUCAAAUUAUCAAAUAGGACCUCAUUACCCAGAAACAUUCAUCAAAGACUAGUAGUGGUGCUCAACACCUCUGAAUGGUUUCACCCAAAUGAACCAUGGAUAGGUGUGAGUAGGACAGAUGGGCCUGAAACAGGUUCUCUUGCUGCAUUCCAUGUUUCAACAACUGAACAGCCAAUGAAUGUGCAGCAAUUAUACAGGAAUGAAUCACAGGGGGAAAGUUUUUGGGGGCCAUCCCUUCCAUAUUACCACAGGAAUACACCUUACACAUCUCAAACUGCAAAAGAAAGAGCCUUUAUGGAUUUUAUCCAAUCAGAGAACAUGCAGAACCUAAUUGACCAAUGGGGUGACAGUAACAUUGAGGAGCUGGAGGCAUUUAUAGAUUCUUACUUUGAGAUGGUGUGGCAGGAGGCUAUGAAUGAGCCUAAAUGCACCAGCAUGACUCCAAUCAACUCUGAAGGCAUCACUGAGAACGAUCAGGGACAUCUGGCCUCAAUUGACAGGAAACUGUCAAAGCUUGACAUCCUGGAGGGAGUGCAAAGAGACUUGCAGGAGCUGAAGCAAACAAUCAAGCACUGUAGUAGAAUAUUUCAGGAACUGAAGGACAGUAGUAAAGAGACACACGACCCCAGCCGAACCUCUGAAGCAACUGCGUCAGCAGAAAGUGAGGAAACGGGUCAAUCAGAUGAAAAGUGAAUGCCACUUUUCAGUACUGAAAUGGCAAAAAUAGAAAAUGUAUUUGUCAAGUUGGGCCAUGACUAUAACUUUACUGUUUAAAGUGUAACAAGAUGUGCAUUUUUCUCUAUGAAAGAAAAAGAAUGCAAAAUAAAAUGUAAACAAAUAUGAGUAAAUCCUUUCAUUCUAAAUAUUUUAAUACAUCUGGUAUCCCACAAUUCGUGAUCUGGAAUGCUCUUGAACAGCAUGCAGACACUGUCAAAAUACCUGAUGACAGCAACUAAAUGUUUUAUAUAAAUCUAGAAGAAGACCAUAACAUUUAUGCUUUAAAUCUUGUGUUUUGGCUUUUGAUGUAAGGCUUUACUUAAAUGACAUAAUAUCACAUCAUUAAAAGCAUGUAUUACAAAAGUCACAAAGUUAUAUAUUACAAAGUCACAAAGAGUGUACAUAAUGUCUCACCUGUGCCUGCAGACUCUGUUUAUAAUCAUAGGGACCGCCUCCGGCCUUUCUGUAAAGAAUUAUAAAACCUCUGUAUAUUUCAUGAGUUGGCCUCAUUUUUAAUGUUUUAUUUUAUAUUUAAUAUUUUAAUCUUUAUAAACUUUAUUCUUAUUUGUGUAUUUGAAUGGGUCUAUUUUAUUUUUGUUUUAAUUCUGUUCAGUUUAUUUUUAUUUUUUUUAUUAAUUGCUGUAUCAUUUUGGUUCCUUCUUGUCUGUAAAGCAUUUUGAAUUGCAUUAACUUGUUUAGAACAGUGCUUUAUAAAUAAAAUUGACUUUCUUGCUUGCUCUGUCACCUGCAUUAACUCCAUUUUUCCACAAUGCAUGAUGCAUUUCCUCUGGGCCGUCAGACACAUGAAUAAUAGUGUGAGAAAAAUAUCUGAACAAUCUGAAGAAGGUAAAGAUUAGUGCAUUCACUGGUAGAAUUUACAAACAUUGUUUCGCUGGUAAAUAGGUAUACAAGACAAACUUUAUAAGGGCUAAACUGUUUGUUGUGGCAAUUUAAAAGUAAAAUAAAUAAAUAAAUAAAAAUCUCUUUAAGCAAAUAAAAUCAAUAGUUUUGAAUUGCCUCUACCUAGUGGUCGAAUGAUGAAGCUGCUGUUUUCACAUUCAGUCUCUAGAUGUUUAUAGUUUGACAUGCAGUGGAUAAUGCUAUUGCAUAUAAGCACCGCAAGGAUAAAUAUAGCAUAGCUUGUACGUAGCCUAUUCACAGAGCACAUAAAAAAGCAACAAAGGUCCAAUAAUGUAAUAGAAUUCUGAGACAAACUUAAAAAUCAUCUACACAUUACACGAUCAUUUGACUGCCGUCUAUUAUUCACCCAAUAUCACUGAAAGCUCGUGACAGAAAAUCUACCUCUGCAGACAGAUGAACCGUGAACGCGCACAGACCCCUUAAAGACGCGUGACAGCAUGACGCCGCUUCCCUUUAAGAGCCCGGUAUGCGUCACCUGACCAGGUCCACCGACCACCGUCGAGGCAAGACCGUAACCUGCAUUACCAUAAAUUAAUCAACUAAAAUAGCCAAGAUCUACACGAUAUAGCACUGAGACGUGAAAACAUACUUGUCUUCAAAAUCCUGCCCUUGAGACGACUGGAAAGAGACACGUCACGCGGAU
Cyprinus carpio (common carp) is the source of this 4965-nucleotide messenger RNA. RefSeq lists its product as uncharacterized. Lineage: Eukaryota; Metazoa; Chordata; Actinopteri; Cypriniformes; Cyprinidae. Gene Ontology annotation, molecular function: GTP binding. The record is from RefSeq and is a predicted model, not a curated record.